Molecule: messenger RNA, 5636 nt
Organism: Pristis pectinata (smalltooth sawfish)
Lineage: Eukaryota; Metazoa; Chordata; Chondrichthyes; Rhinopristiformes; Pristidae
Gene: ppfibp1b
Product: PPFIA binding protein 1b
Exons: 30
Coding region: 183-3230 (1015 amino acids)
Biological process (GO): neuromuscular junction development
Cellular component (GO): presynaptic active zone
Molecular function (GO): protein binding
Source: RefSeq, a predicted model, not a curated record
GGGCCGUGUUUGCCGAGGCGGCGGCGGCGAGCGAGGGGCGGCCGCCGUGUGUCCCCGAGUCUUCGGAGUUUCGGGCUGCCGCCGCUUGUCUUCUCGCCGCCCCUGAGAGUGGGCACUGCCGGCGGCCGGGAGCAACGGAGCAGGUUCAGGUGUAGCAUUGACUGACUUACAAGGGGAAAAAGAUGACCGAUGCCAGUGAGAUGUUAGCUGCCGCCUUAGAGCAAAUGGAUGGCAUCAUAGCAGGUUCGAAGACCUUAGACUACUCAAAUGGUCUGUUUGACUGCCAGUCGCCCAACUCCCCGUAUAUAGGCAGCCUACGAGUGUUACACCUGGUGGAAGACCUUCGAGGACUGCUGGAGCUGAUGGAGAAUGAGGAGAAGGACGGACUGCGCUGUCAGAUACCAGACUCCACUGCAGAACUUCUCGCUGAAUGGCUACAGAGUCACCUGACAAAUGGCCAUAUCUCUGUCGCUGGCGAUGCAUACCAGGAUAGGCUGGCACGCUUGGAAGGUGAUAAAGAGUCACUGGUUUUGCAAGUGAGUGUUCUAACAGACCAGGUGGAGGCUCAGGGAGAGAAAAUUCGAGACCUGGAGUGUUGUCUAGACGAGCACCGGGAGAAGCUGAAUGGCACAGAGGAGAUGUUGCAACAGGAACUCCUAAGCAGAACAUCAUUGGAGACUCAGAAACUGGAUCUUAUGGCUGAGGUGUCAAACCUCAAAAUAAAACUGAAUACUAUGGAAAAGGACCGGUUGGAGUAUGAGGAAAGGUAUAAAGAUAAUGAGGCAUUAUAUCAAGAGGUUAAUGAUCUAAGGAUAAAGGUGGUUGACAUGGAAAAUGAAAGAGUUCAGUUCGAAAAAAAGCUUAAAUCAACCAAGGAUGAGUUGGUGCAACUGAAGGAACAACUGGAGGAGAAGGACAUUGAGAUCAAGAGGCUGUUGUCUGAGUUGAAUUGCAAAACUGAAUUGGAUGAAAGUGAUAGUGGGGCUGAGGAAAGUUAUAAAAAGAAGCUGAAGGAGAAAAAUCUUGAGGUCCAUAAAAUGAAGAAGGCUGUUGAAUCUUUGAUGGCAGCAAAUGAGGAGAAGGAUCGGAAGAUUGAAGAAUUGCGACAGUCUUUGAACAGAUACAAGAAGGUGCAAGAUAUGGUGAUGUCUGUGACACAUAGUAAGAAAGCAAAAGAAGGUGAGAGUGAUGAAAGUCUCAACGGGGGAUCUUCAGGAGUUAACAGCAGUGAAAUACUGGAGAUGGAGCUGGCUGCUCCCACGACCCCAUCCCCUGAGGUCGAUGGAGUGACUACAGUGGUGAUGCCAGAAACAGAACCAGUUCAAAUCCACACCAGCGUCCUACAGGUACCUAUACCAAUAGUGGCUUCAACUCCCAAGGGCCGUGCUGAACAGGUGGAUAAGAAGAUGGAGCCUGAAGUUGAAACGAAACCUGACAUUUGUGAAAUACAACCAAGUGACAUCUCUUCAUUAGUUGAAGAAACUGUCAUAUGUGACAGUCCCAUAAUAUCAGAUGUGCACAAGUCUGGUAGUCAGGAGAACCUGAGAAUGGAGGAGGAGAACAAGAAAUCCUUGGAACCUGCCCAACAGAGUGCAUUAGAGCUGGCAGAGAACAUUUUGCUCUUGAUUAAGAAUAAAGCAUGUAUGGAGAUCAGUAAAUUCACAUCUCUACCACCAAAACCAACUGGGCAUCACAACUCACUGGGCGAUGAAAGUGCUGCCUCCAAGAAGGCAAGAGCUUCUUUUGGCCGUGGUUUCUUCAAGAUCAAAGGUGGCAAACGGACAGCUAGUACACCUAACCUAGAUCGCAGUCGAAGUGCAAGUGCACCGAUGCUAGCGGAGACGGAGAGAGAAUCGGAACAGGUGGAUGUUUCUGGUCUUCCACUGCGUGCAGCUGAGGCCGAUGGUUGUCAGCUUUUUCCAACCUCGCCAGAACUCAAAAAGAAAUCAAAAGGAAUCAAAAAGUUAUUUGGAAAGCUUAAAAGAAGUCAAUCAACUACCUUCAACCCUGAUGACAUGAGUGAUGGGGAGUUCAAGAGAGGUGGAACCAGAAGCACCUCUGGUCCAAAGCUCGGCUGGUCCCGGGAUCUACAGCACACUAAAACUGAUCUGGAUGCUCCAUUUGCAAAGUGGAGCAAAGACCAAGUGUGCAACUGGUUAGAUGACCAAGGACUAGGUAUAUACGUGGGGGCUUCAGGAUCCUGGAUCACGUCAGGCCAGACUUUACUGCACGCAUCUCAGCAGGACCUGGAGAGGGAACUUGGCAUCAAGCAUCCUCUCCACAAAAAGAAGCUACAGCUAGCUCUGCAGGCGUUUGGCUCUGAAGAGGAAGAUAACAAGGGAAAGCUGGAUUACAACUGGGUCACAAGAUGGCUGGAUGACAUUGGGUUACCCCAGUACAAGACUCAGUUUGAUGAAGGAAGAGUUGAUGGUCGAAUGCUCCACUAUAUGACUGUGGAUGAUCUGUUGUCGUUGAAAGUUGGGAGUGUUCUCCACCACCUCAGCAUCAAGCGAGCCAUUCAGGUUCUCAGAAUAAACAAUUUUGAAGCAAAUUGUCUACGUAGAAGGCCAUCUGAUGAGAAUAACAUCAGCCCAGCAGAGGUGUCUCAGUGGACCAAUCACCGGGUAAUGGAAUGGCUGCGGUCGGCAGACCUGGCAGAAUAUGCUCCCAACCUGCGAGGCAGCGGAGUGCACGGUGGACUGAUGGUACUGGAACCUCGUUUUAAUGUGGAAACACUGGCAAUGCUGCUGAACAUCCCUCCCAAUAAAACUCUACUCAGACGACACCUGGCCACUCACUUUAAUUUACUGGUUGGUCCUGAUGCUCAACACCAGAAGCGAGAGGCAGUGGAAUCUCCAGACUAUGCUCUUCUUACAGCCACAGCCAAAGUUAAGCCCAAGAAGCUGGUGUUCAGCAACUUCGGGAGCCUGAGGAAACGGAAGCAGGAUGAAGAGGAAUACAUCUGUCCGAUGGAACUGGGACUCCCAGCAGGAACUGGGUUCAAAAAAGGGAGCAAACAGGUUCGGGGGAUGGAGCUGAGGUUGUACAGUGAGGAGGACCUGGACAGGUUUGAGCAGAUGGAUGACUCUGAGGGAACGGUGCGGCAGAUUGGAGCAUUCUCUGAGGGCAUCAACAAUCUCACACACAUGUUGAAAGAGGACGAGUUGUUUAAAGACCUUAGCACCAGCUCUCCGUGCACCAGCAUGACAGACGAGGACUCCAAUGUCUGAGGGUCUGUGGAGACCCAGCGCCUUCAACGUGGGAGUAUCUUUAAAAACUUCAGUCCAACACUACAAAAUGAACUGCCUGCACUACUAAAAACCUUUUUGUGAUGCGUUCCCUUACAGUAAAUGCACAAGGCACCACCAAAUAUUUAUUAUCUUUUAGAGCUGGAAAAAUCUGGGAUCUAGUUUUGAUGAAAAUCCAAUCAGUGUGAUAUUUGACUGCAGUUCUUUUAGAGAAAGUACAUUUCAAAAUUCAGAUGGUUUGUGUUACCAUAAAAUGCCAGUAAUUUGACUUUGUGGAUUCAUUUUAAGUUUUAAAAACCAGUUAUCAUUUGAUUUUCAUGGAGACUUUGUGAAGUUUUAAUAAUAAUGUGUGUACUGGCAGUGCCCUGGAUGCUGCAGUCUGGUCCUACCCUCGAUUGCCAACAAAUAGUUCAGUGACUAUCUCAUUGGUUACAUCAAUGAAGCAAUAUCUCUAGAAUGCCUUAAAUAACCAAAAAUAUUGCCAUUUUAACUAUCCAAUUAUUUUACACUAAUUGUCUUUUUCUGCCACAAUGUGAAUUUUGUACCUUUUUGUAAUUUUCUAAAAUGGCAGAUAAAAGGAUUAUUUUGUAAUGUGCAACUUUUGAAUGGGGUUACUGACUAGUGCAAUGAUUUGUAUCGAUGUAGGGAUUGUAUUCCAGCUGGUUCCUGGCGUAAUCCAUGUAGAAUUUACCUAGUGCUUUUCAAAAAGGUGUGGGGGUUUGAGGUGGUCUGAUUCCUGUUUAGUAACCCAAGUUACAAAAUAACUUUGGUUAGUCAUAGCAGGCAGUGUUAGUUGGGAUGGAAUCAUGUUCAUUUUAAAUAUCGGCACAUUUUAAAUGGUACAGAUUGCAUUGUAGGAAUUAUUUCCAUUUCUUAAUCAGAGGGGUAACUGGAGAACGUGUGUAACAAUCAUUGUGAACACCUCAACUGGUUCAUGCAAGUUAGUGCUUUGCAUUUGGCUACUUAACGAGAACUUCAGUCCCAAUGGUGGAGGAGUUGAAUGUGAAAACAACAUUGAGUAUUGGUGUAGAACUGAAUGUUAACACUCCAACUGUUGAUAGAAUGGACUGUGGUUCUGGUGGAUUCCUGGACAUUGAUAUUGUUGAUUACUUGGUAGUUCUGUAAUUAGAAAUGCAAUUGCCCAGAGCCUGAGCAAAGACCUUGAGAACUGUGGAUAUUGACAGUGUUCUCUCCUAACCCAGCAGCCUGUACUGUGUUACUAAAUGCAUCAAUUAUAACACUAAUCUUUGUAUUUUAAAGAUAACUAUUUUAUCCAAAACUAUGUUCAUAUUCUAAAAAUUAAAUAUGCUCCUUAUUUAAACACUUGUCAAGAGAAACUAAUCUUAAAAAGCUGUGUUUGUUCUCCUGACAGUGCCACUCAGAUGCCUGGUCUUUAUAAAUGUAUUUUUCUAUGUGCACAGCUUUGUAAUAGAAAGAAAAUAGGUUGCAUUGGGUUCAGCAGAAAGUCUGGUGCUCUGGAUUCCCUGUGCAGUGGUACAGGACAGCUUGCUGCUCCACGUGGCCUGGAUUCAGAACCCAGAGCUCACAUCCAACCUUCUAGUAGUUUAUUUAUUUUACAUUGUUGAUGAUGCCAUUUUUCUGCCAUAUUUAUGCAUUUUUAGUACUUUUAAUAAUUUUUCCCACAGGAUGUUAAGUAGCUUUCAUUGACCAUCGAGUUUUUAAACAUGUUGAAACCUACAAAGACCAUCGGAAUUCAGUUGGAGGGUUUAUGAAAGCUCUUGCCUGUUGGGUCAUUGUAUUGUCACAUGAAUAUUGCAAAAAAAAACAUCCAGAGGAGGCACAUUAUUCAGACAGGGAUGGUAUAUGUACCAGGUUCCUUCUCUUCAGUAGCAGCUCCUGAUCCAAACCUUGAAGGCAGAAUCGUGUAUAAUCCACUACACUACAGCAAUACCUGCAUCAUAUAUACUGCCCUCGUGUGAAUAUUUCAAUGUAAAAAUAAAGUAUUGCAUAAUGAAGUGUUUGAAAUAUUUUGGAUUUGAUGAUGAAUAAAUCACUGGGUACUACUUUCCUAUGCAGUGGGGUUGGUUUGUGAUGAUCCCAAAGCAAACAUUGAUUCCAAUUUAAGCUUUCCCCACUCUAGGCAAACCCUUGUGUAAAAUUAGAAGAUCCCUUCCUAUCAAUAAAAAGCUGACAUCACAGCAUUCCAGAUCUUGCCUGGAAACCAUGUUAUGGUCUCUCCUGGGUGAGAUGGGAUUUGAACUGGCUCUCACCCAGAUGGUAAUUCCUUCUGAACUCCCAAUCUGUGUAAUGAACUGAAUCAGUGCUAGCACUGUGGUCAGUGAAGCACAGGGGAGAGGAGAGAGACAGACCUGGGAGGUGGACCAGGUGCCAUCUAUCAGCCCUUGUCCAGGCAAGGCCAGCACUUCC